Molecule: messenger RNA, 2075 nt
Organism: Drosophila arizonae
Lineage: Eukaryota; Metazoa; Arthropoda; Insecta; Diptera; Drosophilidae
Product: U3 small nucleolar ribonucleoprotein MPP10
Biological process (GO): rRNA processing
Cellular component (GO): Mpp10 complex; nucleus; small-subunit processome
Source: RefSeq, a predicted model, not a curated record
UAAUUUAAUUUCGAGUUCCCAGUCUCAAUAUGGCAGGCAGUGUUAAGGCAAAGAAAAAAUCCAAGACAAAUACAUUUGUGGAAAUAGCAAACAGAUUUGAACAAUUAGUGAAACAACCGGAUCGCUAUCUAAAGCCGCAGCCAGAAUCAAUAGAUUCCAUACAUCAGCUAAUAAAGCAAACAUACAACGUUUGUCUCACUAGCGAUGUGGAUAAAAAUGGAGACAUUCCCUCUGAAAUUGUGUUGGAGGAUAUGGACGACGAACAGAUCUGGCAACAGCUAGAAAUACGCAACAAUUUGAUGUUGGAAAAGCUUAUAAAACAAACCGCUCAAUUUUUAGCAAUUGGGGAGCAGAAUUUGGGCAUCGAGCUGGAUGAAGAAGAGGAUCCAAAUGAGCAAGAUAGCGAUAAAGAGGUAACCGAAAAUGAUGAUGAACAAGAAUCUGAAUUGGAGGAUUCUGGCGAUGAAAAUAAAGGAAAGACCAAGUCAAAGUCCAAGCAAGUUAAGCCAAAAUAUAGCAAAAGAGGCAAAGGCUCUGUGGUAGAUGAUAAAUUUUUCAAACUGGACGAAAUGGCACAGUUUUUGGAGCAGGAAGAUGCAAAAGAGAUGCGAAAACAAAAGAACAAGAAGCCGGUAGAGGACAUAGAAGCAAUUAAUCAUUUUGCAGAAGAUUUUGGAGUUGUCGAUGACUCGGACGAUGACGAGGCUGGCGCUAAUGCUAACUUUGCCGAUUUCUUCGAGAUGGACGAUGAAUUGCAGGCAGAAUCCCAGAAGAGAGGUACACAAAAAGAUUUCUUCAAGGAAAGCGACAGUGAGCCAGAUGAUCAAGAGGAUAACGAGGUAGAACCGGAAAAACAGGAUGAGUUGGAACCUGAUGGUGAUCUAGCAAGCGAAAUCGAUGAACAUGACUUUGUGGCACAAAGUGGAGUGGAGCCUGCAACCGAUUCCGACUCCGAAUCGAACCACUCAAAGAAUGAAAAGGCAGAGGACGAGGACGAAGAUGACGAUGAGGAAUCAGAAUCAUCCAAAAUGCAAGCACAGUCGUCAAAUGAAUUGCGUGAGGCGAGACUUCUGCAGCGCAUUCGAGACUAUGAAGAUAUUGUGCUUGGCGAGAAGCCGUGGCAGUUCAAAGGCGAAGUGCAAGCCGCGAGUCGUCCACAAAACUCUCUGCUGGAGGAGAUUCUCGAAUUUGAUUCAACGACUCGACCUUCGGCUCCGAUUACAGAUGAACAAAAUCAGACCAUCGAGGAUAUAAUAAAGCAGCGCAUCCGCGAUAGAGCCUUUGACGAUGUGGUGCGUACGGUGCGACCGGUGCAUACACCGCAGGAAUACCGAAAGCAACUUGUGCUUGAUCAGGAGAAGUCGAAGCAGUCCCUGGCACAAAUCUACGAGCAGCAAUACCAGCAAGAACUGGACAAAUUAGACCCCAAUCGCGAUGACGCAGAUAGUGCGGCUCCUGAGCCGAAGGAACAUCAAGAAAUUAAGCGAGCAAUGCACACACUCUUCCUCAAGCUGGAUGCACUCUCCAAUUUCCACUUCACACCCAAGCCGGUUGCACCCGAAGUCAAGAUCGUCACCAACACGCCCGCCAUCCACAUGGAAGAGGUUGCCCCGCUGGCAGUUAGCGAUGCCAAAUUGCUCGCUCCGGAGGAGGUGUUCCGUGGUCCCAAGCACACGCCGAUGGGCAAGACAGAACGCACACGCACCGACAAGAAUCGUGAACGGCGAAAGAAGAAGCAGAAGCAGCGUGCCAUUAAUACGGCUAUAGAAAUGCGUGAGCAGCAACGGGCCAAGGAGGGCAAGGCGCCGACCCAGCGGGAAGCAAAUGCUAAGCUUCUCAAAUCAAUUACAAAGAGUCGCAAUGUACAAAAGAUUACCGCCAGCAAUGAUCAAGGCGCAUUGAAAUCCUCCAAGGCAUUCUUCAAUAAGCUACAGGACAAAACAUUGUCCACGUCCGCAACUGCUGGCGGCAAGCGUCCCAAAAAGGACACAUCCAAAGUCAAUGCGAAAAAACUCAAGUUGUAAAUACAUAUAAGGAAAGAAACUUGUAAAUGUGAAUUAUAUUUGUCAAGCGAA